Beta vulgaris subsp. vulgaris (sugar beet) is the source of this 6435-nucleotide messenger RNA. RefSeq names its product pentatricopeptide repeat-containing protein At3g09040, mitochondrial. The record is from RefSeq and is a predicted model, not a curated record. Gene Ontology annotation, biological process: RNA modification. The coding region runs from base 282 to 3320 and encodes 1012 amino acids. The transcript is spliced from 9 exons. Lineage: Eukaryota; Viridiplantae; Streptophyta; Magnoliopsida; Caryophyllales; Amaranthaceae. Gene Ontology annotation, molecular function: protein binding; RNA binding.
GGGGUAUUUCAAAGAAAAAUACAGACGAUUUUUAAUAAAUAUGAGCGGUAAAUAGCGAAAAGGAUAUGUAAAUCUUAAGAUAAUUUUUUUUCCCUUAUUGCUAACAUGGAGAGUUUCAAAAGAGGAAUUAAAAAAAAAAAAAAAAAGAUGUUCAGUAUAAGUUUUGGUUCUCAACAAGCACUUAAUAAAAUCAAAUCCUUGACCUUUCACAUUUUGAUUUGCUCCAAUUUCAUUUUCCUUUUACCCAUAUGAAUAUUCAAUAAGGGGCUCCAAUCAACUUCAUGCGCGCGCUGCGCUCGAGCCUCGAGAUAAAAAUAAAAAUCUAUGGACCAAUGAAGUAUGAAGCAAUGAACUAUAACUUCCUAUUCUCAGUAAAAGCAUACACAAAAAACUCGCGUUUCAUACGUUACUACUGCAAAUUUACACCAAUUUCCCAAGAAAUAAGUACUAUUGACCCACCCACGAAUCAAAUAAUACAUGAAACUUAUGAUCAUCUUCUAAAACUAUGUUUGGAACAAUGUGGGAAAAUCAAAGCACGCCAACUGUUCGAGGAAAUGCCUCAGAGAAUAUCUCAAGCUUCUUAUGCUUGUAAAGCCAUCCACGCUCGUAGCUUGAAGUUUGGUUUUGGGUUAAAUGGCCAGUUGGGUAAUGCAGUUCUUGAUUUGUAUGCUAAGUGUGGUAAUGCAGGGUAUACUGAAAGGGUUUUUGAGAGGUUGGAGAUGAGGGAUGUGAUGGGUUGGAAUUCGAUUAUGUCGAUGUAUUCAAGACGUGGGGUGCUAUAUAAAGUUGUCAAGUUAUUUUUGACGAUGCGUGGUUUUCGUGUUCAGCCGAAUGCGUACACUUAUGCUAUAUUGCUUUCUGUUUGUGCUAGGAUGAUGAUGUUUGAUUUUGGGAAGCAAGUACAUUGUGAUGUUAUUAAGAUGGGUUUUGUUUAUCAUUCAUUUUGUGAAGGUUCUUUGACUGAUAUGUAUGUUAAAUGCAACGCUUUAGGUGAUGCCAGACGAAUGUUUGAUCAAUCAUGUAGUCCAAAUUUGGUUUUGUGUACUGCGAUGAUUACAGCAUUCAUUCAGAUGGGUUUGCUUGACGAGGCUCUCAAAGUGUUUGAGAGUAUGCAAAAUUUAGGCUGUGUUCCUGAUCAUGUUGCGUUUGUGACUAUAAUUAAUGCAUUUGUAAAUGAUGGGGGGAUAGAUAAGGCAAGAAGUUUGUUUGUUCAGAUGCCUCAUCCAAACAGUAUGGCUUGGAAUGUUAUGAUCUCUGGGCUGGCAAAACGAGGUUAUGAAGCGGAAGCCAUGAAUUUCUUCUUAAAUAUGAGAAAAGCUGGUGUAUCUUCGACUCGUUCCACUUUGGGAAGUGUUCUAAGAGCCACUGCUAAUUUGAAGGCUCUUCAUGUUGGCCUAUCAGUUCAUGCAGAGGCAAUCAAGCAAGGACUUGAUGAUAAUGUUUAUGUCGGCAGUUCUUUACUAAAUAUGUAUGCCAAAUGUCAGAAGCCAAAGUCUGCGAGGAAAGUCUUUGAUUCUUUGGAACAGAAAAACAUUGUGCUGUGGAAUACCAUGCUUGGGGGCUAUGUACAGAACGGGUUUGCUAGUGAGGUUGCUGAACUGUUUAUGGACAUGAAGGAUGGUGGAUAUCAAGCUGAUGAAUUUACUUAUACCAGCAUUUUGAGUGCAUGUGGUUGCUUGAUGAGAUUGGACUUUGGGAGCCAAUUGCAUUCUCAGAUAAUUAAGACCAAUCUUGAAUCAAAUUUAUUUGUAAGCAAUGCGUUGGUUGAUAUGUACGCUAAAUCAGGCAGUUUAGCAGAAGCAAGGCAGCUAUUUGAGAGAAUAAAAGAUAGGGAUAAUGUUUCAUGGAAUGCAAUCAUUGUUGGGUAUGUACAGGUGGAAAAGGAGUAUGAGGCUUUUGGCCUGUUUCAGAGGAUGAUGUCUGAUGGUACAGCAGCUGAUGAAGUUGCUAUGGCAAGUAUGCUAAGCGCUUGUGCUAAUUUGAAAGAUCUUGCCCAAGGCAGACAAAUGCACUGUUUAUCUGUGAAACAUGGCUUAGCUACUAGCCUUUAUGUGGGAAGCUCUCUUAUUGACAUGUAUGUCAAGUGUGGGGUUAUUCAGACUGCACAAGAGGUUUUUUGUCGCAUGCAUAAUCGCAGCGUGGUUUCCAUGAAUGCUUUGAUUGCUGGGCUUGCUCAGGACAAUUUAGCAGAAGCGGUAAAAAUCUAUAAGCUUAUGCUAGCUGAAGAACUAUGUCCAUCUGAAAUUACCUUUGCUAAUCUUUUAGAUGCAUGUCAUGGGUCUUUCAUGUUUGAUCUAGGGAGGCAAAUCCACUGCCUCUUGCUAAAGAAAGGAAUGCUAUAUGACGACGGAUUCUUGGGUAUAUCCUUGUUAGGUAUGUACAUGGAUUCCCAUAAGAUAUCAGAUGCGAGUAAACUUUUUCUGGAGUUCCCAAAACGAAAGAGUGCAAUACUCUGGACGUCUAUGAUCUCCGGAUUAAACCAAAAUGACUGCCAUGAGGAGGCUUUGCAGCUUUAUAGAGAAAUGCGCAGCUAUGAUGUUUUGCCAGAUCAAGCAACGUUUGCUAGCAUUCUCAAAGUAUGCUCUAUUUUAACUUCAUCGAGGGAUGGUACUGAAAUCCACUCAUUUGUUUUUCGCUCUGGCUUCAAUUCAGAUAUGUUAGUAGGCUGUGCUCUUAUAGACAUGUAUGCCAAAUGUGGAGAUGUGAAAAGUUCUGUGCAGGUUUUCAAGGAAAUUGACAGUAAAUGGGAUGUCAUCCUUUGGAAUUCAAUUAUAGUUGGAUUAGCUAAAAAUGGUUAUGUAGAAGAUGUACUAAAGAUAUUUGGUGAACUAAUGCAAUCACAUGUGGAUCCUGAUGAGGUGACAUUUCUCGGUGUUCUUAGUGCUUGUAGUCAUGGAGGCAAAAUAAUUGAAGGUCGUUAUAUCUACAAUAUGAUGGUUGAUCAGUGCGGUAUUCAGCCAAGAAACGAUCACUGUGCCUGUAUGAUUGACCUUUUUGGUCGAUGGGGUUUUCUUGAGGAAGCAGAGAGCUUUAUUGACAAUUUGGAGAUUCAACCUGAUGCGAAGAUCUGGGCGUCAUUUCUUGGUGCCUGCAAAUUGCAUGGAGAUGAUGCAAGAGGGAGGAAAGCAGCAGAAAAGCUGAUUUAUUUGGAUCCUCGAAGUUCUUCCGCGUACAUUUUGCUUUCAAGUAUACAUGCUUCCUCAGGUAAUUGGAGUGAGGUUGACUCUUUGAGGACGCAAAUGAGAGAAAAGGGUGUCCCAAAGUUUCCUGGAUCUAGCUGGAUUAGUAGGAAGGAGGAUGAUGUUCAUAACUUGGUAUAAUUUAUUGGUUAUUUUUCAAGCUGCUUUACUCAAGAGGCAUUGGAGGCCAUGCAUCCUUUUCCUGGGCACCAUGCAACAUUAUCUUAAAACAGACAACAGUGCCGCACCAUAUUUCUUCCGUCCUCCUAAUGUAAUACUCUUGAGAGUCGAGGCAUCCUAUGGUCUGGUUAUCUGCUCUUCAGAUUGCAAAGAAAUCUUUAUGGAGCUGAGAGUAGAAGCAGUUUUGUGACAGAAGAUUUGAGUGAUGGACAAAGCAAAAGCGCUUUUGAACAUAGUUUUAUUUGGGGUUGGCUUCCAUCUUUUACUUUCUAAUAUUGACAAGUUAGUUGAUAUUAGAAGUUGAUAUCACGGAGCUGAGAGUAGAAGCAGUUGUGCGCGUCCCAUGCUGGCUGGGUGUGGGGGGAGAUCAAGAUGUACAUAACGUUGUGAUUCAAGACUAAGACAAGGCCCCUCAGUGAAGAAUAUUUAAGUUUAAAGUAGAAGAGAGGUAUCAAUCAGAAUCUGUAGCAAAAAUAGUCAGGCAUUUUUGGGAGUUAUAGUCUUAGACUAGUAGUAAUGAUGAAAAGAAAUGGCAGCAGAGAUCUUAUAGACACAGUUAAGGCAGGGAUAGAGCUACGAUGCUGUUAAGUCUUCAAAAAGAGUUAAUCAGAAGCUGGAAAGAUUGUGGUUUGACGCGUACCCACUGGAAGAUCUUUUAGUAGGAUUGCCCGGUCAACCAAAGGUUGGAUUCAGACAGUUUGCUGGCUACAUUGAUGUGGAUGUCAAGGCUGGGAGGAGCUUGUUUUACUACUUUGUUGAAGCUGAACAAGAUCUUGACCUUAAGCCUCUCACUCUCUAGCUCAAUGGAGGCUAUCGUAGAGCCUACCAAAGAUACAAACCUCGCAAGGUCCUUCUACCUAGAUAGCAGGGCAAGGGUUGAUACCACAUGGACGGACUAACAAGAGAACCAUCCUCCAGGUAAUAUCGACUAUGAUAAGUUAGGUCUAAAUUGGUAAAAAGGGUAAUCAACUAUUGCAUAUAUAAACUAUUUAGGAAUUGUAACCAAAAAAAUUAGCCACAAUCAAACCUACCCAUACGCUUAAAGAGUCAAAGAAUGAUAAACUGCACUAGGGUAGAGGAACUCACCAAUCACUUCAACCAUAAACCAAUAAUCAAUCAAGGGGAGUAACUGUGGGCUCUAUUGAGGGUGAAUAUCAUUCGCAGGUGCUCUAAUUAGAGAGGCUUUGAGUGAUACAAUUUUCACUCAUGAGUCCCCUGCUUUGUUUUUGUUUUGGUUUACUGAUGUUUGGCAUAGAUGUGCCCCAAUACUCGUAUUUGUUCAGACUAAUGAGAGCAGCUCAAAUGUUGAUUGUAUUAAGCUUGAGAGUUGGCUGUAUCCCCACCCACUGAUAAAAUAAAAUAAAAAACAAAUGUGAAUAAAGAUUAAGAAAUGAAACACUUUAGGCCACGCCCAGUCAAAAUGGGAGCUGGUAUGAUUCUUUAUAAUCUGUCUACAAUAAUACCUAUUAUUUAUCUAAUGUAGUAUUGUUGGAGAAUUGGUAGACCCAAAAAUAAUACAUGUAUGUACUUCCUCCGUUUCAUAAUACUCGCUACACUUUCCAUUGUGGGAAGUUUCACAUUACUUGCUACACUUCCUUUUUGGGAAAUAAACUCUUUCUAUCCCUCUCCUCUCACAUGGGUCCCUUUUCCUUUUACUCUCUACCUCUCUCUUUCCAAAAAUUGCCUAGGAGUCCGUAAAAUUGAGAAGUGUAGCUAGUAAUAUGAAACGGAGGAAGUAUUAGUAUUCACCUGUAUCUUAUUCAACAGGCCCUGGUGUUUCGUGCUUGGUGGUGGUGCCUAUACGGAACUGGGACCUUUUUUUUCCCUACAGGUGAUGGUAGGGGUCUACUUCAAAAUUCAAAAUCAUGAAAUAAAGAUUACACUUUUCUACCAUCUCUUUUACCCUUUGUUUAGAAGUUUUAAGUCACCUGGUUUUUUUAUGACCCACAUUUUUAUAAUUUGUACUUGUUUUUCUGUGUCCAUGACAGCGUCCAAUCUCCUCUUUGUUGAGUCUCCAGCUGGAGUAGGAUGGUCAUAUUCAAAUACAACUUCCGAUUACAAUGCUUGGGAUAUCUCAACAGGGCAUUACAUACCACAGUCGGCUGUUGCUUUACUGGAUCAUAAUGCCAAUUCAAGUGCUUUUAAGUUCAACAUAAAAGGAGUUGCUCCCCCCAAUCAGAGAAGAAAUUCAAGAUAGGAAAUCCCCCCACUCUUUAUUUUGGUGAGUCAGAUAGGAAAUCCUUUGCUCAAACUUGAUCGAGAUAUUCAGGCUGAAUAUGAGUUCUUAUGGUCACAUGGGAUGAUUUCUGAUGAAAUUGGUCUCACCAUAAUCAAGGAGUGUAACUUCAAUGAUUACAGUUUUGGCAAUCCUGAUAAUAAUGUAUCCAGGAAGUGCUAAAAUGCAAUAACAGAAGCGAAGCUCAGCGUUGGCAGCUACGUUGAUAAUUAUGAUGUGAUUCUAGAUGUUUGUUACCCAUCAAUAGUGGAGCAAGAACUUCGUUUGAGGAAAGUGGCCACUAAAUUAAGCUUAGCCUCUUAGGUAUUGAUGUUUGCAUCAAUUAUGAAUCUUGGUUCUAUUUCAAUGUUCCAGAAGUACAACACGCUCUCCAUGCAAAUCGACAAAACUGCCCUAUACCUGGUCCAUGUAUAGUGAUGUUUCAAACUAUACUAAGACUGACAUCAGAUUGGAUAUGCUUCCACUGGCUUAAAAUAAUCAUCCAAAAGGGUGUUCCAGUUUGGAUUUACAGUGGAGAUCAAGAUUCUGUAGCUCCACUGCUGGGAGCCUGGGAUCCCGCACGAUGAUUCAUGAACUUGCUCGUGACUUAAAUUUGAAGGUCACUGUUCCUUAUGGAGCCUGGUUUCAUAAAGAGCAGUAAGGGGUGCUGCACAUAUGGUGCUCUAUUCACAGCCAGCAAGGGCUUUACAUCUCUUCAGCUAUUUUGUUCGUGGACAAAGAUUGCCAAAUGCAACACGCCUGCCCACCGAUCACUAACAAGAUUAGCCAUCUCGUGUAUGAACUACGGAACUGUGAAUUGAUCUAAUUUUUAUUGCGAUGUGAGGAGCUAUCAGUUUGUUA